Enhydra lutris kenyoni (northern sea otter) is the source of this 3728-nucleotide messenger RNA. Its product is annotated as moesin. The coding region runs from base 258 to 1991 and encodes 577 amino acids. Gene Ontology annotation, biological process: regulation of cell shape; positive regulation of early endosome to late endosome transport; positive regulation of protein localization to early endosome. The record is from RefSeq and is a predicted model, not a curated record. Gene Ontology annotation, cellular component: adherens junction; apical part of cell; cytoskeleton. The transcript is spliced from 13 exons. Gene Ontology annotation, molecular function: actin binding; cell adhesion molecule binding. NCBI's taxonomy places the organism in Eukaryota, Metazoa, Chordata, Mammalia, Carnivora, Mustelidae.
GCGGGCGCGAGGGCGGGGAGCAGUGCGGAAGCCCAGCCACAUAAAGAAACGGGCGACGCGACAGGGGCGGCUCUUUCCUGGGUGGGGUUUCUGAAGUCGUGGCCCGUUAGCAGGAAGCCGAACAGUUGCCCCAGCGCUAGAGAGGGACCCAAUCUGAGCCUCCAGCCCCCAGAGUUUGUGCUGUCUGUACUGUGUGCUCAGCGCUGCCAGACAGCUCCUAGCCGAACUUUAUCAACUCUGCCACUUUUGCAGCCACCAUGCCUAAGACGAUCAAUGUGCGUGUGACCACCAUGGAUGCAGAGCUGGAGUUUGCCAUUCAGCCCAACACCACUGGCAAACAGCUGUUUGACCAGGUGGUGAAAACUAUUGGCCUGAGGGAAGUUUGGUUUUUUGGUCUGCAAUACCAGGACACUAAAAAUUUCUCCACUUGGCUGAAACUCAAUAAAAAGGUGACUGCCCAGGAUGUGCGGAAGGAAAGCCCUCUGCUCUUCAAGUUUCGGGCCAAGUUCUAUCCUGAGGAUGUGUCUGAGGAAUUGAUCCAGGACAUCACACAGCGCCUGUUCUUCUUGCAAGUGAAGGAGGGCAUUCUCAAUGAUGAUAUUUACUGCCCACCAGAGACUGCUGUGCUACUGGCCUCCUAUGCUGUCCAGUCUAAGUAUGGUGACUUCAAUAAGGAAGUCCACAAGUCUGGCUACUUAGCUGGGGACAAGUUGCUGCCGCAGAGGGUCCUAGAGCAGCAUAAACUCAACAAGGACCAGUGGGAGGAGCGGAUUCAGGUGUGGCAUGAGGAGCACCGGGGCAUGCUCAGGGAGGAUGCUGUUCUAGAAUAUCUGAAGAUUGCCCAGGACCUGGAGAUGUAUGGUGUGAACUACUUCAGCAUCAAGAACAAGAAAGGCUCAGAAUUGUGGCUGGGAGUGGAUGCCCUAGGUCUCAACAUCUAUGAGCAGAAUGACAGACUGACUCCCAAGAUAGGCUUUCCCUGGAGUGAGAUCAGAAAUAUUUCUUUCAAUGACAAGAAAUUUGUCAUCAAGCCCAUUGACAAAAAAGCCCCGGACUUUGUCUUCUAUGCUCCCCGGCUGAGGAUUAACAAGCGUAUCUUGGCCCUGUGCAUGGGGAACCAUGAGCUAUACAUGCGCCGCCGCAAGCCUGACACCAUUGAGGUACAGCAGAUGAAGGCACAGGCCCGGGAGGAGAAGCACCAGAAACAGAUGGAACGUGCUUUGCUGGAAAAUGAGAAGAAGAAGCGUGAGAUGGCAGAAAAGGAGAAGGAGAAGAUUGAACGGGAAAAGGAGGAACUGAUGGAGAGGCUGAAGCAAAUUGAGGAACAGACUAAGAAGGCUCAGCACGAACUAGAAGAACAGACCCGCAGGGCCCUGGAGCUUGAACAGGAGCGGAAGCGUGCCCAGAGUGAGGCUGAAAAACUGGCCAAAGAGCGUCAAGAAGCUGAAGAGGCCAAGGAAGCCCUGUUGCAGGCCUCCCGCGAUCAGAAGAAGACUCAGGAACAGCUGGCCUUGGAAAUGGCAGAAUUGACAGCUCGAAUCUCUCAGCUGGAGAUGGCUCGACAGAAGAAGGAAAGUGAGGCUGUGGAAUGGCAGCAGAAGGCUCAGAUGGUACAAGAAGACUUGGAGAAGACCCGUGCUGAGCUGAAGACUGCCAUGAGUACACCUCACGUAGCUGAGCCGGCUGAGAAUGAGCAGGAUGAGCAGGAUGAGAAUGGGGCAGAGGCCAGUGCUGACCUGCGGGCUGAUGCCAUGGCCAAGGAUCGCAGUGAGGAGGAACGUACCACUGAGGCAGAGAAGAAUGAGCGUGUUCAGAAGCACCUGAAGGCCCUCACUUCAGAACUGGCCAAUGCCCGUGAUGAGUCCAAGAAGACUGCCAAUGACAUGAUCCAUGCUGAGAACAUGCGACUUGGCCGAGACAAAUACAAAACCCUGCGUCAGAUCCGGCAGGGCAAUACUAAGCAGCGUAUUGAUGAAUUUGAAUCCAUGUAAUGGUCACCAAGCCUCUAAGGACCCCUCCUCCCUUCUUCCUUGCCCCCACACUCCUAUACUCUUGCCUAACUCACAUUGUGCUGAAGCGACUAACUAGAGCAGCCCUGGAGUCAUGCCAAGUCUUCAGUGCCCCUAUGGGACCAAAUCUAGCCCCUCAGCCCUCACUCACCUAAUUGGGCAAAUAAAUGGCCCACUAUAGUGCCAAUUGGACCCUCUUUUCCCUCUAUGUCCAUUUUAAUCUAGAUUGCUAGAAGAGACCACUUUUGUAGCUUAGAGGCACUUCCCACUUGAUUGGGGAAAUACCCCCACACAAUACUGUUCUGUUGGACUUAAGCGUGAUAUAAGUUGAAAACUAACCCCGAUCCCUGCCCCACAACGUCCUUCCUUUUCAGGGUCCUGUGAUUUGCAGAAUUAGAGCAUCACACGGUUUACAGAAGGAGGUAGGGCCCUGGGUGUAUGCUCUAGGAUAUCAGCAAACUUAGGAUUAGACCUUCCAAUGUCCAUUUCUUCUAGAGUUAUUUAGGCUUCAUAAUGAUUGGAAGUGAAAAAGAUGUCAGUCAUUCUUCUCUAUACCUCCCAGAUUGGACCUGUUACAAAAUCCUUCUAAGUCUUGUCCCUGAGUUCAGGAAUUCAGUGAGAUCGGAGGAGACAGUAUCUUCAAGAGACUUCACCAACAUCUUAAAAGACUAUUGCCCAUUCUAUUCAGGCAGGGCUGUUUAGAAGAUCCUCCCAAAUGCCUUAUGGGAGCCUAGGCUUGUUUCAAGUGAGCUCUAUGGGAAGAGGUAUCCCUUACUAUUAUUCUGGGUUUCUCCCUUCUUGAGAUCUGCCCCUCCCCAUUCCAAUCCCCAAAUUCCCUCCAGCUAGAAUAGUAGGUAUGUUUACCCAAAAACCUAGCCAUCCCAUCCAGGACUCUUGCCAGUGGGGGUAAAUGUUCACACUUGGCUUCAGAGAGCUGUUGGGGGCUCUGGUCUGGUCCCUUCUACACUCUAACCCCUUUUUCUCAACACAGGAGCAACCUCCUCCUCUUCUCUGUUUCAUGUGUGCUCUUUUUUUUCCUACCAGUAUUAUAUAUUCUAGUGGCAUCUAAUUCAAUAUUGAUUUCUGUGUUUCUUGCUAGUGCACCCUUAGAAGAUAUUAGUUUUGAGGCAGGAUCAUUUUGGCCUCAUUUCCUUACCAUUCCCACAUAUGGGGGGAAGCAUAUACUAGGAAGCAUAUACUAUAUUAUAAAAGAAUAUUUUGCCAGAAAUAUUAUUGUAAGAAGCUUUCAGUAUUAGUGAUGUCAUCUAUCACUAUAGGUCAUACAGUUCAUUUUUAAAGUACUUGGUAUUUGGUUUUAUUGUUCUUUUAAUUUUCCCUUCUCCCCAGAGUUCAGUCCCCAAAGGGUCAUACUGUUCCUCCAUGGCAGUGCCCCUAGCCCAGAGCCCUUGGCUUCAAUCCCUCCCUGACUCCAUCCUGCCUGACUUUGGGGAGUCUUAUGUGCAUUGCUGUGAAUUAUAUUGACACUCUUUUGGUGAUAGGCCCCAUACUGGCUAAAUUCAAACCUGGAAUUGUGGGGUACUUUAGCUGCCUUAAGGGCAAUAAUGCACCCACAGGGAGGCUGGGGAGAAAGGUUAGAUUUUGUAUUCGGUUUUUUUGUGUGUGUUUUUUGGGAGUUUUUAAAAAUUGUUUUUGGAAGGAUUUAUGCUCAACCCAUGUUCUAUUUCAGUGCCAAUAAAAUUUAGGAUGACUUCUCUGUGA